Messenger RNA from Andrographis paniculata, 1358 nucleotides. RefSeq names its product probable BOI-related E3 ubiquitin-protein ligase 2. Gene Ontology annotation, biological process: regulation of programmed cell death. The transcript has 3 exons. Gene Ontology annotation, molecular function: ubiquitin-protein transferase activity. Lineage: Eukaryota; Viridiplantae; Streptophyta; Magnoliopsida; Lamiales; Acanthaceae. The record is from RefSeq and is a predicted model, not a curated record. Bases 122 to 1165 code for a protein of 347 amino acids.
UACUCUCAAAAUUUUCUUAGAAGAAAUAAAGACAGGCGCAAAGACGCUCAACAGCAGAGGCUGAGACCGGAAAAUCCUCUGUGAUUGAUUGAGAGAAACCUGGACGAUAUAUCGGUUUCAAAUGGCGGUUCAAGCUCGGCAUCGUAAUCUGUUUCCGACGCAGAUUCUUAGCAACAGAGAGUUUGCAACGAAUGGUGGUGUUGAAGGAAAUGGAAACGUGUUUGGCGUUCCGAUUGGGUAUGGAGUGGUGGCUCCUUUGUCCGGAACGACGACGGCGACGGAAAUUGCGGUUCCGAUGUACGGUACGGCGACUACCGGUGGUUUUCCGGUGAAAACUGCUGUGAAGUCUGAAAGCGGUCUAACGUAUGUUCCGGUUCCAAGGAAGCGGUCGAGAGAAGAAGCGAGCGAUUCUAUGGUUUCCUCAUUCCCGAGCGCUGUCCAGAAUCAGAUUGCGACAAAUCGAUGCGGUUCAUUUACUUUCCUUGGAGAAGAUAUCUCGUUUCAAAUUCAACAGCAGCAAUUGGAAAUCGAUCGGUUCAUCGCUCAACACACUGACAAAGUGAGAAUGGAAAUCGAAGACCGGCGAAAGAAAUACUCUCGGAGAAUUGCCGCGGCGGUUGAAGAAAACAUACUGAAAAAGCUGAAAGCCAAAGAGGAAGAUCUCGAAAAAUUAGGCAAACUAAACUGCGCGCUCGAGGAAAAAGUGAAAUCUCUCUGCGUCGAGAAUCAAAUAUGGAGAGACAUGGCGCAAACAAACGAAGCCAACGCAAAUGCUCUGAGAUGCAACCUGGAACAAGUCCUCGCACAAAUCCAAGACGACCACAACCACCACCAGCGCCGCCGCACCGACGCGGCGGAGUUAGCCGACGACGCACAGUCCAGCUGCGGCAGCAACUUCGAGGAAACCGACCGGCGCAGAUUCGCCGAGAUCACCUCAACAGAUGCAGCGUUCCAACGCAACUAUUCCACCAGCAUCAACGCCGGAUGCAUUGCUCCAACCAACAUGAAUCGGAUGUGCAGAAGCUGCGAUAGAGAGGAGUCAUGCGUAUUACUCUUGCCUUGCAGGCACCUCUGCCUCUGUACUUCCUGCGGGUCAGCUCUCCACACUUGCCCUGUCUGUCACUCUACCAAAACCGCCAGCGUUCACGUUAAUCUCUCCCCCUGAAUUUUCAUUAAUUAUUUAUUUAUUUAAUUUUUCAGAAAAAAAAAGUUGCUAAAAAUUAAAUUUGAAACAGAGUAGGCUGUAGACUGUAGUCCGUCCGUACAAUAUAUAUAUAUCUUCUGUAACCUUCUUAAUUUUUCUUCUACUAACCAAACUGUUCAUUUCAUUUCUAUUUCCAUAUCGACGAAUUAAUCCA